AUGGCAACUGCAAGUCGUCACCGGGAGCUGCUAAUUGAAAAUGCACCGAGACCCCUACUAGCGACGAAAAAGUCGCGGGCGUGCUGCAGGGGAGAGCAGCAUGCAGCAGUCGUGUUGGACUUGAACGUGGUGUGUUUGCUCUCGCCACCCUCCAGCAGGCCCCCAAACCGACCAAGGGAGGAACUAAGGUGGCGAGUGCUGGCAGCAGGCUGCAAAAUGAAGAGCCCGUUUUUCUUCCUCGGAUGCCUGCAGCUCCUUGCUGCUGCGGUCGCUGUGUACAAAGAGUGGCUUCCAAACACCAACUUCGAAACCGCUUCCAACUGGGAGGAAGGCAGAGUCCCGUGUGCCAGCGAUGUGAUUCACUUUGAGAGGGACAAGGCCAUCUCUGUGUUUGUCAGGUCUCCCCACCCCGUGAAGGACAUGUACCUUCCACUGAACGGAGAAUUCAUCCUGGCAUCUGGGGCAGGAUUUGCAGCUUUUGACGGCAGCUGGGAUCCAGGAUGUGACUCAGGCUCGACCGCCAGGUUCGGGGACGCCGAGGGGCUCGCGUGGUUCGACCCGGCGCUGUGGCAGACGGCCGCCCAGCCGGGCGGCGGGCACAUCUUCGCCGUGGAUGAGGAGCGCGUCCCAUGCCAGUACGACGAUGUUAUCUUUCAGCCCGAAACCUCCUUCCGGGUAAACGUCGACUCAUCGCAGGGCAUGAUUCAUCUCCGGAGCAUCUCUCUCAUGGGUCAGACGUUCGGCAGCACCGCGGCCCUGGCCGCCUACCUGCGGGGCCCCUCCGCGCCGCUGCAGUUUCACGGGAACGGCACUUUCCAGGUGUCGGGCGCCGGGUGCCCGGAUAAGUCCGGCUGCGUCUGCGGGAACGCCCAGGACGGCCACCGCAUCUGCGCGGCGCUGCUGGGGGCGGCGGGGAGGCCGUGCCCCGCGCCGGCGUGCCGGAGCCCGCUGCGGCCCCUGGGCCACUGCUGCGGGGUCUGCGGAGCCACUGUUCACCUGGAGUUCGCUCCCAGCUUUGACCUGCAGAAAUACCGCGACAGGCUUGUCCGAGCCUUCCUGAGCCUGCCCCAAUACGCUGCAGUUCAGAUGGCGAUAUCCAAGGUACACAAAGCACAGACCUUCCUGGGAGUCGCACUGCGAAGCUCCACGCCUGUCAUCCAGGUGGUGCUCAUCGAUGACCGGACUGGGUCGCAGACAGGCACUGUUGCUGAGCAGAUGGCUGCAGACAUCAUGAGCGACAUCGCACAGCACGGUGAAGCACUUGGCAUAUCCAGCAGCAAAAUGGAGGUGGCCACUGGCAGCAUGUUCAGCGGGCAAGCAGGAAUCAGCCCAUUGAGGAAGAUCUUAACAGGGACAAUUUCAACCCUGCUCUUCUGCCUCCUGCUGCUCGGAGGGAUGCUCUUUCUCUACAGGAAGGGAAUGCUAAGGUAGGAAACGCUGCCCCGGCCUGGGCGCAGAGCGCGGGGCCUGGCGUCCCCGGAGCCGGCGAGCGGCAGAGGGUUUGACAACCCCAUGUUCAACGCGCCCACGGACACCACGGAGCCUCCGGGCGCUGCCUCCGGUGAGGACACGCGGCAGGAGAUGGCUCUCAAAGACAGCCAGGUCUUCUACCUGAACCCUCUGUACGACGAGCGCGAGGUCGACGUCUGA
Messenger RNA from Rhea pennata, 1650 nucleotides. It is a transcript of the gene AMN, whose product is annotated as amnion associated transmembrane protein. NCBI's taxonomy places the organism in Eukaryota, Metazoa, Chordata, Aves, Rheiformes, Rheidae. The transcript is spliced from 13 exons. Gene Ontology annotation, biological process: receptor-mediated endocytosis; intracellular protein localization. Gene Ontology annotation, cellular component: apical plasma membrane; endocytic vesicle. The record is from RefSeq and is a predicted model, not a curated record.